Messenger RNA from Alnus glutinosa, 1040 nucleotides. RefSeq lists its product as uncharacterized. The coding region runs from base 135 to 1040 and encodes 301 amino acids. The record is from RefSeq and is a predicted model, not a curated record. Lineage: Eukaryota; Viridiplantae; Streptophyta; Magnoliopsida; Fagales; Betulaceae. The transcript has 3 exons. Gene Ontology annotation, molecular function: protein binding.
GACCAGACACAUUUUCAAAGAUUAUUCAGAUUAAUUCUGCAAAAAUCGCCUGGGAUACAUUGGCAAAAAAGUUUCUUCAAGUUCUUGAGGAAGAUAAUUAUGUGGAUUGGAGUGUUCAAAUAAAAACCUAUUUGAUGGCCCAUGAUCUUUGGGAGAUAAUUGAAGAAACCACCGAACCUCCAAGGCAAGAAGAUGAUGAAGCUGCCUUUAAGGCUUGGAGUAAGAAGAAUUCCGUGGCCUUACAUGUAAUCCAAAUUUCAUGCGGACCAGACACAUUUUCUAAGAUUAUUCAGAUUAAUUCUGCAAAAAUCGCCUGGGAUACAUUGGCAAAAAAGUUUCUUCAAGUUCUUGAGGAAGAUAAUUAUGUGGAUUGGAGUGUUCAAAUAAAAACCUAUUUGAUGGCCCAUGAUCUUUGGAAGAUAAUUGAAGAAACCACUGAACCUCCAAGGCAAGAAGAUGAUGAAGCUGCCUUUAAGGCUUGGAGUAAGAAGAAUUCUGUGGCCUUACAUGUAAUCCAAAUUUCAUGCGGACCAGACACAUUUUCUAAUAUUAUUCAGAUUAAUUCUGCAAAAAUCGCUUGGGAUACGUUGGCUGAAAAAUAUGGCGUGCCUACAGAUGCUAACUCAGGCAGCGGCCAAAAUGGGAACGUUGACUAUGGUCAGUAUAAGGACUUAACAGAGGCUCUGAAACGUGGUGAUUGGAAUGCUACAGAGGAGUUCCUUAAGGGCCAACCGGGUGCAAAAAUCACGGAUUUAGGCGAGACGGCUCUUCACCUUGCUGUUGAAGCUGGGCAUGAGCGUAUAGUGGAGAAGUUAGUGGAUGUAAUGUCGGAGGAAGACUUGGCAACACAAACUGAGACUGGCAACACAGCUCUGGUUUAUGCAAUUAAUGCGGGAAACUACAGGAUGACUGCAUGCAUGCUUGGAAAGAACAACAACUUGGUCAGCAUUAAAGACUCGAAUUCAAUUAUUCCAGCAAAUAAGGCUUUUCACGAUGGUACUAACGGAAGAAAAGGCUGUCAACGGCGCUACACUUUGUAG